This is a messenger RNA of Radiomyces spectabilis, 1512 nucleotides long. RefSeq lists its product as uncharacterized. Gene Ontology annotation, molecular function: mRNA binding; poly(A) RNA polymerase activity. Lineage: Eukaryota; Fungi; Mucoromycota; Mucoromycetes; Mucorales; Radiomycetaceae. The record is from RefSeq and is a predicted model, not a curated record. Gene Ontology annotation, cellular component: nucleolus; TRAMP complex. Gene Ontology annotation, biological process: RNA 3'-end processing. The coding region runs from base 43 to 1245 and encodes 400 amino acids. The transcript is spliced from 7 exons.
CAUAAACUGCGCUUUCAACAAAGAAAGUGGUUUUACCCCGUCAUGAAGGAUACAGCCGAUGCUCCAUGGCUUCGUACCAGCGAGCUUAAUAUUCCUGAUCUUCGCGAAAGACUGUCAACAGAAAUCGAAGCAUUUGACAGUUACAUUAAACCCACACGAAGAGAACAGAAAAACAGAGAUCGGUUGUUGGAAAUCAUUUCAUUAUGCAUUAGUGACAUGUGGCCUGGAGCAGUCAUUGAACCGUUCGGGUCCUAUGUCACCGGGCUUCUUCUUCCAGGAAGUGAUGUCGAUAUGAAUAUCUCGGUGUCCCAACCAAAAGCUGCAUUAAAGACACUAUCGAAAAGACUACGAGCAGAACGGCUGUUCCGUUACGAGGAAAUGAUGCUUAUCCAAGCAAAGGUCCCUGUAUUGACCAUCGAGGAUUGGAGACUUCAAACAUCCAUUGAUAUCACUCUCAACAAUGAAAGUUCCAGUUCGCAACGCACCGAGAGAUGGCUUCAAGAGUAUCCACCAUUGCGUAUUUUAUUCCUGAUCCUAAAGCACGCCUUAUCGUCUCUUGUCCUGGACGCUUUGCCCACGUUCCAAGUCAUGUCGGCAAAGACAAAUGGAUUGGCCAGUUAUUCUCUGAUUUGUCUACUCGUCUUUUACUUUCAGCAAUAUAAAUACUUGGUCAAUGAUACCUCAUCGAAAACGUAUUAUGCCGAUCUGUUAUUAGGGUUCCUUACCUUUUACGCCAAAUUCGACUUUGAAAACAUGUGCAUCGUAUUAAAAGACGGGGCCAAACUUAUUCCAAAGAGUCAGCUAGAUAAAAGCGCGGAAAACUGCUCCUACCUGGACAAAAUUUCGAUUGAAGAUCCUGAUCGACCAGGUAUCAAUGUGGCUCGAAGUUCUAAUCGAAUCGAUUAUAUCCGUGGCGCUUUUAGCUACCUUGAGACGCUACUCCGACGUCGUAUCAAUGCCAUUGAUCCAAGAAAUCCUGAAUCCGUCUUGUCGGCCAUCAUUAAAGUGCGUCCGCAUCAUGCAAGAGAUCCGCGUCCAAGUGGCAGAUCCUAUCGGAUUGGCAUCAUAGAGGUACCAAGUGAAAUCGUUCCCUUUACACCUGUAAUGCCUACUCUAUCCGCAACAUCUGAAAUAUCUGUGACGCCUUCUAAAUCUAAAAACAAAAAGCGAAAAAGGCCCCGUGGUGAGACGCAAGAGCGUGAAAGGAAAUCUGCGAAACUGACCAAUGAGUCGGAGGAGCAGUGAACAUGGUAAUGGGAUGUCUUUGUGUUGUUAUAUACAACACAACAUCUGGUUUAUCAAUUGCAUUUAUUCCUUUUGGUUCCUUGCGCUUUGCGUCUUGCCCUCCUUCUUCGUUUUUAGCAAAUGUAUAUAAUACCAGUCCGCAUCGUUAGCGUCUCCCUUUUCACUGUACUCGAUCCUCUGUAUUAGUAUCGCUGGUUGGAGUGGUUGCAUAAAAAGUAUGCUUUCAAUUUUUACUUUUUUUUUCAAAUGCAGCGAGGAGAAGCAGGG